Linepithema humile (Argentine ant) is the source of this 1418-nucleotide messenger RNA. Lineage: Eukaryota; Metazoa; Arthropoda; Insecta; Hymenoptera; Formicidae. The record is from RefSeq and is a predicted model, not a curated record.
AUUGUAACGGUGUCGUUCAGAAAACACAGACGUUGGAAAGUUUGGAAUUGAAGAAAAAGACUACAUAAGGUCUCACAAUGAAUGUUAUAAUGCAAGUAUUCUGGACUGUCACCUGCAUGCUUUCAAUUUCUGCUAUUAUGCUGGUAAAUGAGGCAAACAAUAUAAAAAAUGAAACAUACGAUGAAUAUAUUAAAAAUAACAUUAAAUUCGGUUCAUUAGAACUAUUAAUCCCCGCAAUAAUAAAACUUAUAGUCAUAAUUGUCUCACGUAUAUAUCACUAUAUAUAUUUGCGUAGAAUUGCUAUCUUCAAUAUGAGACUUCGAGAAAUGUUAAUGCUACCUCCAAUUCCUGAAAACAGACGACACGAAAACGAACAGCCUCACGGCGCUACACUUGCGGACAAUGCUGAAAAUGAGAAUAAUAUCAUAGUAAUUGGGGUGAUACGUCAUUAUGAAUAAUUCUGUGACUCUUUAUUAAUGUUACUUUAACAUAAAUAAUUUCAUUUAUUUGUGACACUCUUAAAAUGAAUGGAAAGCUAUAUUCAAUUUGACUGAAAACUUAUAUCGAUCCAGACAGUGCAUUUAUUGCAAUAUAUUUUGACCCAAAUUAUGUGUAAAACAAUAUAUUUUGACAAAUUUUCAACGUAAUGCAAAUAAAAAAAAUUGCAUGAAUCUAACAUCGAUUACUCAACAUCGUCAAUAUAACAGUAGGAUAAACUUUUUAUAUCUGUCUAUUAUUAGUAUUAUUAAAUAUGAGAUUAUUUGUUCAGUGUGACAAUUUUAGCUGCUAAUAUGGCCACGGCUUUUGUAGACUCCGAGAAAAAUACAGUUAAAAUUAACAUUUUUUAUUAAUAUACUGAAGUUAUUAAUUCUUAUUCUGAUUGCAAUUUUAUCAAUUGAAAUUUAUUUCAUAAUUUUAUUAAUUCUGAAACUAUUAUCGUACGUCUUGUAAAAUAACGAACUCAAUUAAGCUUUUUAAUGUAAAAUAGAGUUAACAUGAAAAUAAUUACUGAAUUAUCUUGUAUAUUAUAAAACAAGUUGAUCAUAGAAUAAUUAAGCACAGUAUUAGCGCGCGCGUGCACACACAUACACGCACGUGAAGAGCUUAUCAUAUCAUUAAGACAUUAUCUAAAUUCAUAAACGAAUUGUUUUCAGAAAUUACGAUUAAUUUAUUUUUCAGAACGAAAAUAAUAAUGACCGAGGUGUAAUAAUAUUGAUGAUUCUCUGACUUUUUAUUAAAUGGAUAAUUUCAUUUAGUGUUAACAUUAUAAAAUGUUAAUUUUAGCAUUAUUUUCUGAUUGCUAAAGUUUCCAAAAUAUUGUACCUUGUACAUGAUAAUACUAUAGUUGUAGCAAAAUUUUCUUACAGUCCUGAAUAGAAAAUAUUGAGUAAUUUUCUGAUAAUCCAACUUUUAAAUAA